GACGACACUUUAAGCCGGAGAGUUAAAGAUGAAAGUGAUGCUAACAGAAAGAAGUGGCUCAUCUCAUUGGGUGUUCUGGGCAGCAGUCUCUUGUUUGUAUGGCUUAAAAUAAGAGACAGGAAAGUGCAACUUAAAAAUGAGAUGCCUCUUCUGGGCAGCAGUAGUGGACCAAAUGAGGCUUCUGAAGAACCGAAAGAGAAUGAGGCCGAUAAGAAGAAAAAGAAGACCGGGUUCCGAGACCAAAAGGUAAUAGAGUACGAGAACAGAAUUAAGUUGUACUCCACUCCUGACAAGAUCUUCCGCUACUAUGCUACUCUGCAGGUGGGCAAAGAAAAGGAAGUCUACAUGACUCCGGCUGAUUUUGUCCGCAGCAUCAUCCCAGACAGCAAACAGCCAGAAGGGCUUGGGCUAGACAAAUUCAAGAUGUUCGACCCGGAGAAGACUGAUUAUAUGGUUUGGCAUACGACUGACAGUUGUGUGGAUGAGUUGGAGAUCGGGGAGGACUCCUUCUUCCACAAACUGGGCCAGCAGGGACUCAUCUCCUUCUCAGACUACGUUUUCCUUCUCACUGUCCUGUCCACGCCAGCCAAGAAUUUUGAGUUUGCGUUCAAAGUGUUCGAUAUCAACGGAGACGGAGUGGUAGAGCAUCACGAGUUCGAACAGGUAGCAAGUGUGAUCCGUGCAAGUGGCAGUGUUGGCAAGAGACACCGCGACCACAAGACUACAGGCAACGUCAUCAAGAAGGGUAGCGGAGGAGUGUCUUCGGCACUGGCCACCUACUUCUUCGGACCCAACCUAGACCAGAAGUUAUCCAUCGGGGAUUUCCUCAAAUUUCAGCAGGAAUUGCACCGAGGAGUGCUAGAGCUUGAGUGCAAGAAGCAGUGCAAAGAAGGCGACAGUAUGAGCGAGAAGCAAUUCAGCAAACUUCUCCUCAUGUACCUGCAGCAGAGUCAAGGCAGGAAGAAGGAAAUGCUGAACAGAAUCAACAAACUCUACGGCAGAAAAAACAGCCAAGACCAACAAGACAACCCAGUUGUGACAGAGCGCAUCCCGCUAGAAGACGUGUACGCUUUUUGGGACGUGUUGACCCGACUGAAUGAGGUCGAACAUGCAAUCACUUUCUGGACACUCAGUGGGGCUCCGAUCGACAAGGACACGUUCAAACAUGUUACUCGCAUAGUAGGCAAAAGAGAGCUGAACGAACACCUAGUCGAAGUCCUCUUCCAGCUGUUCGACGACAACGGCGACGGCAUGCUUACUCAUCAGGAGUUCUUUGAUGUGAUGAAGAGGAGGGUUUGGCGAAAUUUGAGGAGGCGGAGAGACAUGGGGCUGCACCGUCUGCUGAGUGCGUGUGGCACCUGUCUCAAAACUACAGACUUCCUCACACCACUCAAGAAAACGAUCGGUUGGAACUGAAUGGAAAAAUGCAUUGGAUCGAUUGGCAGUCACGUUUGUAGCAGUCGGAGUCUGGAAUUGUAAUGAAAACUCACGAUCUUUUGAAUAAACAUAUCGCUAAAACUCUGUGAAGCGAAAUAAAAGUUAAUGCUCCUCAUAAUUGUUUAAACCUGUUUAUAAAUUAGAUAGCUCAAAUAAUUAAAAAUGUUAAAUUGUUGCUCCGAAUCUCGAAAAAGUGAAGUCAUUGUAGUCCAUG
Symsagittifera roscoffensis is the source of this 1651-nucleotide messenger RNA. RefSeq names its product calcium uptake protein 1, mitochondrial-like. Gene Ontology annotation, molecular function: calcium ion binding. Gene Ontology annotation, biological process: calcium import into the mitochondrion; mitochondrial calcium ion homeostasis. Bases 142 to 1416 code for a protein of 424 amino acids. Gene Ontology annotation, cellular component: uniplex complex. The transcript is spliced from 10 exons. NCBI's taxonomy places the organism in Eukaryota, Metazoa, Xenacoelomorpha, Acoela, Convolutidae. The record is from RefSeq and is a predicted model, not a curated record.